GUGCACCGUAGACAGCCAGUCACGUGCUCCGUUCCUUGAUUGGUGAGCUGUGCGGACUGCUGAUUCGCUGUUGACGCCAUCUUGUGACUGGCAGCUGUCGUUGCUUUCCUAUUGGCUGCUGAGCUCUCUCGCUACUUCCAUUCUGGCUGUCUGCUCCGGUUCACAGGAUGUUGGUCUUGGUGUUAGGAGAUCUGCACAUCCCUCAUCGCUGUAACAGCUUACCAGCUAAAUUCAAAAAGUUACUUGUCCCUGGUAAGAUACAACACAUUUUGUGCACCGGGAAUCUCUGCACCAAGGAGAGCUAUGACUACCUCAAGACGUUGGCUGGGGACGUUCAUAUCGUCAGAGGAGACUUUGAUGAGAAUUUAAACUAUCCAGAACAGAAGGUUGUGACUGUUGGCCAGUUUAAGAUCGGGUUAAUCCAUGGUCACCAAGUGAUUCCUUGGGGUGACAUGGCCAGCCUAGCAUUGUUACAGAGGCAGCUUGAUGUAGAUAUUAUGAUUUCAGGACAUACACAAAAAUUUGAAGCAUUUGAACAUGAAAACAAGUUUUAUAUAAACCCAGGGUCUGCUACAGGAGCCUACAAUGCUUUAGAAAACAACAUCAUUCCUUCCUUUGUUCUCAUGGAUAUCCAAGCUUCUACAGUCGUCACCUAUGUUUACCAGCUGAUUGGGGAUGAUGUCAAAGUAGAAAGAAUUGAGUACAAGAAGUCCUGAAACAAAUCCUUUGAAUUUUCCAUUGCCUUCAACCUUUAUAUCCAUUUUAUUAUUUAAUCAAUGAACAACACAAGGCAGUUUAUGUAGGCUUUGUACCUCUGUUUGCUAUGUAAAGUUAUUUUCCACUUACUGCUGCUUUGUAUGAUGUAAACUAGUGAUAAUUUUAGUUUACAUGUGUCAUAAACAAGUGUGCCACAUUAAAUUAAUACCCCUAUAUAAAUAACCUUGUAAAUAUAACAUUCAAUGUUAACAUUCACUGAUCGUACAAAAUAACAUUACAGAUUAAAACGACAUGUGCUUUAAUUUCCUAGAUGUUCUUUCAUGUCUUUGUCUUCUGUUUUACCUUUACUUAUGAAUAAACCCUUAAAUUACCAAGAUAGAUGUAAAUUAAAAAUGAAAUAAAAAAAAAUUCUGGGCUCAGGGCAUUUCACUUAUCCCAGCAGUACACGCACGCACGCACGCACGCACACGCACUUGGAUCAGCUUAAAAAUCUUCCUUUAUUAAAAAAUUACAUGAGAUGAGUGAGUGAUUGGAAAUUGAUUUAUUUGGAUGCCAUUACAGAUUUGUAAAUGCCAGAAAAAUAAUUUAUAACCCUAUGACCCCCCCCCCUUACAACUAUCUCCGACCCCUUUCAGGCUCACUAACGCUAAUACCAUUUCAGGAUUUGUUAGAUGUACCUUGUGUGGCCAGGGAUGUUGGACAGCGCAGGAAACAUAUUAAUUUAGCAAAUAGUUCUAUGUGGGGUCAAGUUGCAUAUGCAUAAAUGAGUGCUUUGAGUUGUAAGUUUGUGACAGGUUACAUAGCACUUGUCUAUGGCUGGCAGACUAGUAUGAGGAGUCUGUAGCAUGUGUAUUGGCGCAGUUCUUGCACAUACUUUGACUUUAUAAAAAUAAUGGAGAAAAUAAUUAAAAGAUGUGUUAAUAACUUAAAAAAAACUAACAAAACAUUUACCCCUUAAGGACACAGACAAAUUUUUCAAAUCUGACCUGUCGAUUUAUGCAAUAAUAACU
Hyla sarda is the source of this 1727-nucleotide messenger RNA. RefSeq names its product VPS29 retromer complex component (gene VPS29). The transcript has 4 exons. Lineage: Eukaryota; Metazoa; Chordata; Amphibia; Anura; Hylidae. Gene Ontology annotation, cellular component: retromer complex; endosome. The coding region runs from base 168 to 716 and encodes 182 amino acids. The record is from RefSeq and is a predicted model, not a curated record. Gene Ontology annotation, biological process: retrograde transport, endosome to Golgi; intracellular protein transport.